AAAAAAAAAGUCCAAAUAUGUUUGUCAUAUGUCAAAUUUAUUUAUUUCGCUUAAAUUUAAGCAGAAUCGCUUAGUUGUUUCUAAAUUGUUUGUUUUACACGGACAAAUAUUUCCCUAUUGGUUUGUUACGUUUGCUAAAAUCGCACUCGCAAAGAUGGAUUAUUCAGAAAAGGGCUAAAGAUACCCAAGUUACCCAUUAAAGGACCAAGGGAUUAUGAUUAUUGGCGUCGUUUGAAACGCAAACCGAAAAAUCCAAAAGACAAAUCGCCAAGAACUAACAAAUUAUGUCCUCGUAGGCCAGCGGUUUACAAGCCAAAGAAAAAGAGUGAAAUCAAACCCGAUGAAGAUGAUGUAACAACCAAAUGAAAUGAAAAUGAAAACUAAUCCAGAUUACAAUCAAAAAUCAUAAAUCGAAAUAAAUUCAAAUUUUCUGCAAUUUAUGUGGCAGCUCUUGCAACAGCUGUCGCGAAUAUGUACUCAUUUACUCGUUAUCGCCAAAAGUAUCGCUUGCAAAAAUCAUCUGGUCGUCGUUUUUUUGUUUCUUUGUUUUUGACGUUAUCGUUCGUUUGAUCGUCCGUUUGUCUGCCAUGGCGCUGUUGAGGAGCGUUUCAAAUGGAUUUUCUGCCGUAUUUCGACGGUUUGCCAGUUCAAGUGGAUGCACCAUUUACAGCCUCAGUUCGGGCCACGUCAAGUGCGGCGUCUCCGUAAUACGUGUCUCCGGCCCACAAACAAAGCAGGCGCUGCGCGCCAUUGUUGAUAAUGGCGAAUACGAGCCAAAGCAGCGACAGGCAUAUCUUAAAUCGUUUUAUCAUCCCACCAGCAAAGAGAUUAUCGACCGUGGUCUGCUCCUUUGGUUUCCUGGACCAGCGUCGUUCACGGGCGAGGACGCUUGUGAAUUUCAGGUGCACGGCUCGUUGGCCGUUAUUGCGGCCAUGCUGGAUGCACUUGGCCAAUUGCCCGGCCUAAGACCGGCUCAGCCUGGUGAGUUUACAAAGCGUGCGUUUUUUGGCGGCAAACUAGAUCUAACCGAAGUAGAGGGCUUGGCCGAUCUGAUACACGCCGAAACGGAGGCACAGCGCAAACAGGCUCUCCUGCAAAGCACCGGCGCUUUGGGUAGACUCUAUGACAACUGGCGCAAACGGCUCAUUCGUUGUGCCGCCCAUCUGGAGGCCUAUAUUGACUUUGCCGAAGAGGAGCAAAUAGAGGGCGGCGUUAUAGUACAGUUGACCAGGGAACUUAAUGCCGUGAAACGGGAAAUAAGUGCACAUUUAAAUGAUCAAAGACAGGGCGAACUGCUACGGGAUGGUGUACGCACUGUCAUCAUCGGUGCUCCAAAUGUGGGCAAGAGUAGCCUUUUAAAUCUACUUUGCCAGCGUGCCGUAUCCAUUGUGACCGAACAGGCAGGCACAACACGCGACAUUAUUGAGACAAUGCAUAACUUUGGCGGCUAUCCAGUUGUCUUUGCGGACACAGCAGGCCUUCGCAAGCACACCACAGAUACUAUCGAGGUGGAAGGCAUGGCACGUGCCAAACAAUGCUUAGCCCAGUCCGAUCUUAUUUUGUUGCUCACGGACGCUAGGGCUUUACGUAAGGUGGAAAACAAUGAGGCACUAACUGGCCACAUCGAUAACUAUUUGGAGGAGCUGGAUAUACCGCCUGAGCUGUGCAGUGGAAAACGCUUGCAGUUAGUGGCAAAUAAAACGGACACACUGUCAGCGGAGGAAAUUCAGCGUCUCGGCAAACUGGACAAUGUGUUAGCACUAUCUUGCCACAAGCAAGAUAAUUUGCCCGAGUUUCUGGGCUCCUUAGAACAGCUGCUACAACAGCUAUGUGGCGUACCGCAGGCGGAACAUCCACGCAUCACGCACACGCGUUACAGACAGCAAUUGGAGCGGUGCAUUGAUCACAUCAAAAUAUUUCUACGAGAUUACAAACCCGAUGUGUACCCAGACAUGGCCAUAGCAGCACAGCAGCUACGUAAAUCUGUGCGCUGCAUAGAACGCAUCACUGGACAUGUCAGCUGCGAAGAUAUACUCGAUGUGGUCUUUAAAGAUUUUUGCAUUGGAAAAUAGUUCGUAAUCUAAUUUUUAAGUAUUAAGCUUGCAAUGUACAGAACAUAUGGACUGCCAAAAAACAAUUACACCUUAUCAUAUGAUUAAUUCA
This is a messenger RNA of Drosophila montana, 2163 nucleotides long. RefSeq names its product tRNA modification GTPase GTPBP3, mitochondrial. The transcript is spliced from 3 exons. Bases 588 to 2072 code for a protein of 494 amino acids. Lineage: Eukaryota; Metazoa; Arthropoda; Insecta; Diptera; Drosophilidae. Gene Ontology annotation, biological process: tRNA methylation; tRNA wobble uridine modification. Gene Ontology annotation, molecular function: GTP binding; protein binding; GTPase activity. Gene Ontology annotation, cellular component: mitochondrion; cytoplasm. The record is from RefSeq and is a predicted model, not a curated record.